GUACGGUCUCCGGCGCGGACGCGGCUCGAUCGCUCCGCAGGCCAGGCCGUGAGCCCCGCGCAGACGCCGCAGCGCCGCUCCGCGUCCCGCUCCUGGCCGCCCGGCCUCCGCCGCGAUGCUCCGGGAAGCCCGCGCCCGAACACGGUGACGGCGCCCGGGGGAGGACGCCGGGGACGCGGCGAACUUCCUGGCCGGCUUCCCGGAUGAGACUCCAGCCCGCCCAGCCCUGCAGCCAUGCGGACGCCGCCGGCCGCCUGCGCCUAGACCCCGCCGAAGUCGUUGUCAUUGAAAACAGUUUAAGCCAAUAACUCAGAAAAGGAAGAAGAUGCCAUUAAUUUUCAGCACUAAGGCCUUCUCAGGAGUCGGUGCUGUGCUGUAUACUGAAUGGAAGCCCUCUUUCCCAAAGUUCAGGAAGAAGCGAGUGGUGGAGACCCUCGGUCAGAGGAAGCUGCAGGAAGCCAGCCCCGGGGAGGCAGGCGGCAUGGCUAGCUCAGCCCGGGAGCAUCUGCUGUUUGUGCGACGUCGGAACCCCCAGAUGCGGUACACACUGAGCCCCGAGAACCUGCAGAGCCUGGCUGCUCAGGGCUCGCUGCCGGAGAACAUGACCCUACAGCGUGCCAACAGUGACACGGACCUGGUGACUUCUGAGAGCCGCUCUAGCCUGACGGCCAGCAUGUACGAGUACAUGCUGGGUCAAGCCCAGAACCUCAUCAUCUUCUGGGACAUCAAGGAGGAGGUGGACCCCAGCGACUGGAUCGGACUCUAUCAUAUCGAUGAGAAUUCUCCAGCCAACUUCUGGGAUUCUAAAAACAGGGGCGUGACUGGAACACAAAAAGGACAGAUUGUGUGGAGAAUCGAGCCUGGGCCCUACUUCAUGGAACCAGAGAUAAAAAUCUGCUUUAAAUACUACCAUGGCAUCAGCGGAGCCCUGCGGGCCACCACGCCCUGCAUCACAGUGAAGAACCCAGCUGUGAUGAUGGGGGCAGAAGGCAUGGAAGAUGGCGUGUCAGGAAACCUGCAUUCCCGGAAGCUGGUCAGCUUCACACUGUCAGAUCUUAGGGCAGUUGGGCUAAAGAAAGGCAUGUUCUUCAAUCCCGACCCUUAUCUUAAGAUGUCCAUUCAGCCGGGGAAGAAGAGCAGUUUCCCCACCUGUGCCCACCACGGGCAGGAGAGGAGGUCAACUAUCAUCAGCAACACCACAAACCCUAUCUGGCACCGAGAGAAAUACUCCUUUUUUGCACUCCUGACUGAUGUCUUAGAAAUUGAAAUUAAAGACAAAUUUGCCAAGAGCCGUCCCAUCAUCAAGCGCUUUCUGGGGAAGCUCACCAUUCCGGUGCAGAGACUGCUGGAGCGCCAGGCCAUUGGAGAUCAGAUGCUCAGCUACAGCCUGGGCAGGAGGCUCCCGGCCGACCACGUGAGCGGGUACCUGCAGUUUAAGGUAGAAGUCACGUCCUCCAUGCACGAAGACGCAUCUCCAGAAGCAGUGGGCACCAUUUUGGGCGUCAGCACCGUGAACGGGGACUUGGGAAGCCCGUCGGAUGACGAGGACGUGCCCGGGAGCCACCAGGACAGCCCGGGCUGUGCCAACGGGCCGGUGUCCGAGGACAGUGCGGCCGACGGGACGCCCAAGCACUCUCUCAGGACUAGCUGCACCCUGGAGAUAGAGGCGGAGGAGCUGGCGGCCACUUCUUCCAGGGCCUCCCCGCCCCGGGGCCGCCAAGAUUCUCUCAACGACUACUUGGAUGCCCUGGAGCACGGCGGCCCUUCAAGGCCCGGGCCCAUGGGCGCAUCGCCCAAGCUCAGGAGCAGCUUCCCCACCGACACGAGGCUCAGCGCGAUGCUGCACAUCGACUCAGACGAGGAGGACCACGAGUUCCCGCAGGACCGGGGCUGCCCGUCGUCCCUGGAGGAGGACGGAGGCCUGAUCAUGUUCGGCAGGGCGGCGAGUCCAGUCUCUUACUCCGGGCUGGAGGCCGCCCGCCCGCUGGACACCGGGGAGCGCCCUGAGGCCGCGCGCCACGGGGACGGGCACGGGGACGGGGACGAGGCUCUCCCAGGGCCGGUGGACGGCUCCCCGGACCCAGCCCCGGAGGAGGGCGAGGCUGCCGGCCCGGAAUCUGGGCCCGUUGCGGAGCCUGAGCCUGAGCCUGAGCCCAGAGGCUCGGAGGAGGCCGAGCAGCCGGCGAGCGGCGCGGACCCCGGCACCCCCAACACGUCGGCGGGCAGCCGCAGGGCCGCGAGCGAGGCCGAGUCCCUGGACCAGGGCUCCGAGCCCUCGCAGGUGUCCUCGGAGACCGAGCCCAGCGACCCGGCCAGGACGGAAAGCGCGAGCGAGGCCAGCGCCCGGCUCGAGGGCGAGAGCGACCCCGAGGGCGCCGAUAGUUCCUGCACGGAGAGCGCUGCCACGCAGCUGACCUCGGCGCACACGCGCUGCUCCUCUCCCGGCAGCGCGCGCUUCCCCGGGACGCCCGCCUUCUCCUCGCAGGAGGACGACGACGGGGGCGCGGCCGAGCCCGCCGCGUGCGCCCCGGGGGCGCUGCCGGCUGUGCAGGUGCCGGGCGCGCGGGACGACGCGGGGCCCGAGUCCGAGGAGCGCGGCGCGGUCUGGCAGCGAAGGCCCGGCCUGGAGAGCCCGCGCGGGGCGGAAUACGCCGGGGACGAGCCCGGGGAAGACGCUGGCGCCUGCGAAGGGGCCUCGGCGCAGGAGGAGGGCGCGGCAGGAGGCGCUCAAGCCAACGGCCACCAGCCCUUGCGGUCCCUGCCGUCAGUGCGCCAGGACGUCAGCCGGUACCAGCGGGUGGACGAGGCCCUCCCGCCAAACUGGGAGGCGCGCAUUGACAGCCACGGCAGGAUCUUCUACGUGGACCAUGUGAACAGGACCACGACGUGGCAGCGGCCCACAGCCCCGCCGGCCCCGCAGGUGCUGCAGCGCUCCAACUCCAUCCAGCAGAUGGAGCAGCUGAACCGGCGCUACCAGAGCAUCCGCAGAACCAUGACCAACGAGAGGCCGGAGGAAAACACCAGCGCUGUGGAUGGGGCCGGGGAGGAAGCUGACUUUCACCAGGCCAGCGCAGCAUGGAGUGCAGGGGGCAGCGGCUCCGAACCCUGUGCUCUGCCCGCAGACUUCCGCCGGGAGAGCGUCCUGCCGCACUCUACCUCCAGAUCCAGGCUCACCUUGCUGUUGCAGUCGCCCCCCGUGAAGUUCCUCAUCAGCCCAGAGUUCUUCACUGUGCUGCAUUCGAACCCCAGUGCCUACCGCAUGUUUACAAACAACACGUGUUUGAAGCACAUGAUCACCAAAGUCCGUCGGGACACACACCACUUCGAACGCUACCAGCAUAACCGUGACCUCGUGGGCUUCCUCAACAUGUUUGCCAACAAGCAGCUGGACCUGCCAAGGGGCUGGGAGAUGAAACACGACCAUCAGGGCAAGGCGUUUUUUGUGGACCACAACUCCCGGACCACCACGUUCAUCGACCCGAGGCUCCCGCUGCAGAGCAGCAGGCCCACGAGCGCGCUGGCCCAUCGGCAGCACCUGACCAGGCAGCGCAGCCACAGCGCCGGGGAGGUGGGAGAGGACUCGCGGCACGCAGGGCCACCCGUCCUCCCCAGGCCGUCCAGUACAUUCAGCACUGUGAGCAGGCCGCAGUACCAGGACAUGGUGCCAGUGGCUUACAAUGACAAGAUUGUUGCAUUUCUGCGUCAACCCAAUAUCUUUGAAAUUCUGCAGGAGCGUCAGCCUGAUCUCACCAGAAAUCACUCACUCAGGGAGAAGAUCCAAUUUAUCAGAACGGAAGGGACGCCAGGAUUGGUGCGCCUCUCGAGUGAUGCAGACCUCGUGAUGCUGCUGAGCUUGUUUGAAGAGGAGAUAAUGUCAUAUGUGCCUCCACACGCCUUACUGCACCCCAGCUACUGUCAGUCCCCACGCGGCUCUCCUGUGUCCUCACCCCAGAACUCACCAGGUACUCAGCGAGCCAACGCCCGGGCUCCGGCCCCUUACAAGCGAGACUUUGAAGCCAAACUAAGGAACUUCUACAGGAAGUUAGAGACUAAAGGAUACGGACAAGGCCCAGGGAAAUUAAAAUUAAUUAUCCGAAGAGAUCACUUGCUGGAAGAUGCUUUUAAUCAGAUCAUGGGCUACUCCAGAAAAGACCUGCAGAGGAAUAAGCUGUAUGUCACCUUCGUUGGGGAGGAAGGGCUGGAUUACAGUGGGCCUUCCAGAGAGUUUUUCUUCCUGGUAUCCAGAGAGCUCUUUAACCCCUAUUAUGGCUUAUUUGAAUAUUCAGCCAACGACACAUACACAGUACAGAUAAGCCCCAUGUCUGCUUUUGUAGACAAUCACCAUGAAUGGUUCCGGUUCAGUGGGAGGAUCCUUGGUCUCGCACUAAUACACCAGUAUUUGUUGGAUGCCUUCUUCACACGGCCCUUUUAUAAGGCUCUUCUCAGAAUCCUGUGUGAUCUCAGCGAUCUCGAGUACCUGGAUGAAGAGUUCCACCAGAGCCUACAGUGGAUGAAAGACAAUGACAUCCACGACAUCCUGGACCUCACAUUCACUGUAAACGAGGAGGUGUUUGGUCAGAUCACGGAACGAGAAUUGAAGCCUGGGGGCGCCAAUAUCCCGGUGACAGAGAAGAACAAGAAGGAGUACAUCGAGAGGAUGGUGAAGUGGCGCAUAGAGAGGGGCGUGGUACAGCAGACCGAGAGCCUGGUGCGUGGCUUCUAUGAGGUGGUGGAUGCCAGGCUGGUCUCCGUGUUUGAUGCAAGAGAACUGGAACUGGUCAUCGCAGGCACCGCUGAAAUAGACCUGAGUGACUGGAGAAGCAACACGGAAUACAGAGGAGGUUACCAUGACAAUCAUAUCGUAAUCCGGUGGUUCUGGGCUGCCGUGGAAAGGUUCAACAAUGAACAGCGGCUGAGGUUGUUACAGUUUGUUACUGGGACAUCCAGCAUUCCCUAUGAAGGAUUCGCUUCUCUUCGAGGGAGCAACGGCCCCAGAAGAUUCUGUGUGGAGAAGUGGGGGAAAAUCACGGCUCUGCCCAGAGCUCACACGUGUUUUAACCGCCUGGAUCUGCCCCCAUACCCGUCCUUCUCCAUGCUGUACGAGAAGCUCCUAACGGCCGUGGAAGAAACCAGCACCUUUGGACUGGAGUGAGCUGCAAGCACAAAGCCCAGCUCUUUGGGGACAGGUGAUUCCAAAGCUGGCCACCCAGAGACGGACGGACCUCGGGAACCUCAGAGCAGGCUUCCAUGGGGCAAGGCUGAGCCUGUCACUCCCGGGAGCACGUGCCCUCACGCUUGGGAUUGGCCGUGCAUCCUCUCUCAAGGAUUUGGGUGAGCUUGAUGCUCAGGGAACGACACAACAGUCUUUCAAUCAACAGUUCUUGACUGCCAAACGUUUUCCAUUCCUUUUGCUCCAAGACAAAGACGAACCUGUCCAUGACCAGCUCCACGGUAGUUUCCAGGGACUCUGGAGAAUCUUGAAACUUUCCCUCGAACGUGGCUCAAGCCAAACUGGCAGCACUUGGCCCAAUCUCCAAAUUAGUGCAAGUUCAUUAAUGUAAUAAAAAGUAUAUUUCCUGAAAGUACAUUCAUUUAAGCCCUAAGUUACAGCAGAAUAUUUAUUUCUUGCUUAUGAGUGUCUGCAUGGUGGGCACUGCAGGUUUUAGCUCUCACGGGACACAAGCAAACCAGAACCCAAGGCAAUAUAAGGUAAUUUUGAAGAUUCGCAAUAAGGUGGUUUUGUGACAAUUUGUAUGCAAGUGGUCUGUGUAUAAUUACAGCUGAGGACAGCUGAUAGUCCAUGAAUUACUAAGGACAGAUUCUAUGCUUUAUAAUGCAUGAAAACAAUUUUAAAAUAACUAGCAAUUAAUCACAGCCUAUCAGGAAAAUGUACUGUUUAUUUUUGAUAGGUUCAUUAUAUUUAUGUUCUUUAAGAUGUAUAUAAGAACCUCCCAUCACCCUAUGUGUCUCCCCUUUCCAUUGACAUGUUCCAUGCUUUCUUGGGCAUCAUGCUAGUCUGUAUCCUUUUAAGCACUCUCAAGGAAACAAAAGGGCCUUUUAUUUUUAUAAAGGUAAAAAAAAUUUCCCGAAAUAUUUUGCACUGAAUGUACCAAAGUUGAAGGGACAUUACAAUGUGACUAACAGCAGCAAUUCCAUCACCUAACAGUGUAAUAGAAACUAGCUUCCAAUCAGACCUCCCUCACAGUGCCAUGUCAGCCACUCCAAGGACUGUGCAUCUCAGUAAUAAUUUUUUAACACUCACUCUACGUGAUAGUAUGAUAUGCAUUUAUUUAAAAUGCAUUAGGUUCUCUUCCAUCCAUCAGAUACUUCCCAGGAUGGCAUUUAAUACAGAUAUUUCGUAUUUCCCCUGUGCUUUUUAUUUGUACAGCAUCAUUAGACACCAAGCCCAGUUAGGGAGCCAUCAGCAACACAAGAGAGAUCAACUCUCUUUAGUAAUAAGAACUCCAUUUACCCUCAUCAUUGAAGAUACCACAGAUUGAAACCCUCAGCUCUAUAUUUCUAAGCCUUCAUUUUCACUGAUGCAUAACUUUCUUAUUAAUAUUGAAAAACAAUUUUUCUAUGGUAUCACAAAAACUGUGUGACAUCACUGAUCUUAUUUCUGCUUCAUUUUAUGAGAGGGUAUCCUUCACUUUAAUUGUUUGGGGUAUUAUUCCACCCACAGUUUAUCCCUUGGUUUAUGACCAUAACUAGUCAGACACACAACAGAGUAGAGUUAGAUGGAGGCUGUGAAAACAUUGAGUUAACUUGUGGUUGGCCAGCUGUGGGGACAUUUGUAUAAGUAGCUGUGGAAUUCCAGUGCUGGGUGCUGGCCAUCCUGCACUUCAGGGAGGUCAUCUUCAUUGCUUGAUCAGUGUUUUAUAAGAACUGUCUCUAGUUAGUGGCGCUGGGAUUAUUAUUGGGCCCCUCCAAAGGGAAUAUGCCCGCGACACUGUGUUCCUCUACAAAAGGCAGAUAAUAUGGCACGGGGAAAUGUUCUAAAAAGUAAAGUUACAGAAAUCUGGAAAUAAAGGAAGAUUUAUCUGUAUGCAGUGAUUGGGCCAGGAGAAAAACAGGCAGGGGAUAACUUUUAACUGGAAAUAUUAGUUUGUACUCAAAGAUCAUGAAUACAACUCUAUAAUUUUGCAAAUGGUUUUUACUUGUUUGUAGUUUUUCAUUAUAAGGAAAAAUGGUAUAAUACUAACAUGCUUUUUUUAAAGAGAAAAAUCACAUUUUUGAUGUUUCAGAGGUGGCAUUCUCUAAAGAGCUGAUAUGAAAGUUUACGUUUCUUUUAAAACAAAUACAUUCAUAGACCAUGUUAGCUUUCAUUUGAUUUGAAAAACUUUGUUACUAUGUGUCAUACUACCAGGUAAGAGACUUGAAAUAAAAUGUAUCUCUUGAAUUAUU
Molecule: messenger RNA, 7404 nt
Organism: Heterocephalus glaber (naked mole-rat)
Lineage: Eukaryota; Metazoa; Chordata; Mammalia; Rodentia; Bathyergidae
Gene: Hecw2
Product: HECT, C2 and WW domain containing E3 ubiquitin protein ligase 2
Biological process (GO): protein ubiquitination; regulation of dendrite morphogenesis; ubiquitin-dependent protein catabolic process
Cellular component (GO): cytoplasm
Molecular function (GO): ubiquitin protein ligase activity; protein binding
Source: RefSeq, a predicted model, not a curated record